Messenger RNA from Dracunculus medinensis (Guinea worm), 909 nucleotides. NCBI's taxonomy places the organism in Eukaryota, Metazoa, Nematoda, Chromadorea, Rhabditida, Dracunculidae. The record is from the annotation of a GenBank genome assembly.
AUGGAACAGAAUCCGAAGGUAAAAAAGAAAGAAUGCAAAGGAUUUCAGGAAUGUGACGAAAAAUAUUCAGAUCAUUGCAGCGCAACUUAUCAGUGGAUUGGUGGUAUUGCCCCAUCGACAAACGUCUCACAAAAUAAGUUAUUACUUCGGUGUUGUUCAUCAAAAUGGUCCUUGGAACCAGUGGAUCGAGGAAUUGUUAAAGUAACACAAGGUCAAAUAGUAUCUGGCGGCGAACAAAAGAUCCAAAAUCGACAUGUUUUCGAUUAUAUUUCUAAUAUUGAAAAGCAUGUGAACGAUGAUAACUUGGUCACCUAUAUGGUUUCAUUUAAACGCGUUUAUUGUACUACAAAUCUACAAAAUCAAGUACUCGAUGAUACUGCAAAAAUAAUCAUUUCAACAUUAAAUUCAUCUGAAAUAAGGAAACGACCAAGAAAAAUUAAAGAACCUAAGCAAGCUUUAAAGAAAGUGAUUAGUUUAUCCGCACCUACAACUAAAUCUUCCUUAUCUACGUUAUCACCAUUAGUGCAAUUCAAUUUGAAUUCACCAGUUUAUCAAGAAAAGCAGCAAAAUCUAUUUGGUGGUGGAGCUACUCGCCGAGAUCUUCAAAUUCCUCAACAAAAUCAAUUCCCUUUCUCAAAUCAAGAUCGAAAUAAUUUUGUUCAACAACAACCAUUGACCAAAGCUUUUCCACCUCAGCGAAACUAUGUGCCACCAAAUGAAUAUGGGGCCUCACCAUUAGAGGAAAAAAAUGAUCUUUUUAAUAAUGCCUAUUCAAAAGAAAACGCUCAACGUUAUCUACCAGAAAAUACCGAUUAUGGAUCUUCAUCUGCCGAUUAUUUCCAAGCAUCCUCCAUAGAUCCUUUACUUCCACUACGACAAUUACUGCAAGCUAUUUUUCGCGUAGGUUAA